AUGCCAUCAACUCCAACAAUCGAAAAUAUCACAGCAGCACCAUCAACAUUUCUACCACCUUUGGCGUUCAUGCUGCAGUUGAUCGAAACGAAAGCCCUUACCGCUGGUCCGAAUGACAAAAAACCCAAAUUAUUCUCAUUAACUCCCACUGUGUCAUUCAAAUGGAAGCAUGUCAGCAUCAAUGAAAAGGCCCUAUGCUGUUUGUCUAGACAGUCC
Mycotypha africana is the source of this 216-nucleotide messenger RNA. RefSeq lists its product as uncharacterized. The annotation marks the transcript as partial. The transcript has a single exon. NCBI's taxonomy places the organism in Eukaryota, Fungi, Mucoromycota, Mucoromycetes, Mucorales, Mycotyphaceae. The record is from RefSeq and is a predicted model, not a curated record.